GCUCCCGCGGAUGUCGGCUCUACGUGGAGGUGGUGGUGACAAUGCUCCUGUGGCUGGCCAAUCCACUGGUGCUGGUGCAAGCGGAGGGCCUCUCCCGCGAGGAGGUGGUCGUGCCCCUGAUGCCUUUCAUGAACACGACCCGUGGAGAGAACCGGCUGCUCGAGCCGCUGCUGAAGGAACCAAGCGACACCGCGCUGAAGGAACUGCUGAACGGAAUGGGGGCCUCGCAGGACUUCCUCACCGCGCAGCUCGAUGCGAAGCUCGCCACCGUCAAGCAGGAGGUCAUCGCCGAGUUCGCCGCGCAGCUCAAAGGACCUCUGGGCGCUGUCGUCGGUCAGCAGCAGAAGCAGAAUGAACGUUUCACGGGACAGAUCCAAUCGCUACAGGCUGCCUCAUCCAAGCUCGAAGCAGAACAACAAUACCUACGUGCUCAAGUUGCAGAAAUGCGACAGCGGCUACACAUGCAAGAAGCGCAGAUCCCGAUCAAGGAUUAUGAGAGCCUCAUCGAGUGGGACAGAGCGGCGGACACCAGUAUCAUCGUCGGCACGGCAGCGGAUAAUUACACAGCGGAUCAGUUCAAGCGCAGCAUCCAACCGAUCAUGGACAGGUGCGAACUCAGUGAAGGCGACGGGGAGGUGGUCGGGAAGAGCCCCGCUCGUCGCCUCCUCAUACAGUUCAGUGGGGGCGCCAACGCAUCGGCUCGCAAGGUCAGGGCCUUCUAUAGCAAGCUCAGAGGUGACCGUCAGCAGGGCAUCGUCUACAGCAGCAAUAUGCCAGUCCUCUCCAUCGUGGUGGGGGCCACAAAGGAUGGCGCCACCCGAUUGCUCUUCAACUACAACGGCUGCUUCCAACAUGGGCUCAAUCGCGAGGAUAUCCGCAAGCAGUUCGAACAACUCUUUCAGACCUCGCUCGAAGCUCAGAACGUCCAGUGGCAGAAGAAGAAGAUCUCGUACAUGUUGAAGGUGAUGAACUCCACGGCGGUGCUUGCGCUGCAGGAGGUCCAUGGCUCGGAGGCGAAGCUCAACCGCGAGAUUCACUUGGCCCACGUGGCCGCGGCCUGCUUCGCCUCCAUUCCUAAUCGUGGCGCUGGGCGCGCUCCCCAACAUGACCCCGACAUGAUCGUGAUCUACAGCAUUCACAACUUCCAGCUCACUGCGGACCAGGUCCAGCGCGCGAGGGGCUCGGUCCGCGCCGAGCUAGGCAUCGCUGAGCAACAACCUGAGCGGAUCACAGUGCUGGUCAUGGGUGACUUCAACGUCAUGGAUGAGGCGCCGCUCGAGAUGACGGCGCCGCUGGUCAAGAAGGGCCUCCCUCGACGACGUAAUCGCCAUCCUGAGCACCAGCCACUGUGGGAUCAAACACUGGGUGACAUGCUCGAGGUGGAUCCUGUGUUGCCCGCGCACUACACCGAGCACUCGCAGCAAGGCGCGCGGAUUGACAAGAUCUACUUCAGUUCCCCGCCGUGGUUGCUGAUCCAGUGGUGUGCGAAGGUGGACGUGCCCGUGGCGCCUGACGCCCUCUUCGGCAUAGGCAUCUCUGACCGCGCCCCAGUUCACCUCCAGCUCGCAGCACGCGCACCUGAGGACCAUGGGAUGCAGCCGAUACCGCAGUACAUAUUCGAGAACCCCUUCUUCGCCAAAUACCUUGACCUGCUGAGCGGUGCUGCUGACAUGGGCAACUAUCCGCCCUUCAUUCGCCUCAAGGAGUACAAUCGCCUCAUCCACGUGGCGGCCAGACUGACGCGCGAUGACCUGACAGACGCGCAUGCGCCAUGCUCGGCGGCUGCCCUGACGACGCGCAGGGCGACCUCAAGGGCUGUCUGGAGGAAUGACUGGAAGAGCGCUCGCGCACUUCGCGCUCGCGCGGAGCUGGGCGCGAAGUUCCCAGACAUCUCUGAUAGCAACGGCAUCGCGCUGAUCGAGCCGGGGACUUUCCGCCGCGCGUUCGAGCUGCACCAGAAGGAGUACCUGGACCAGCGGACGGAGGCCAUGCAGCAGGCCAUCGAGGUCCUCCACGACCGCAGCGCCGCCAAUAAUCCCGAUGACAUGAUUGCCGAGCUUCGACGCCAGUGGUCGCCUGUUUUCCAGGCGAAGCCGAGUCACACCGAGCAUGUGCGGCCCUACCUCGACAAGCACAUCGCCCCCUGCGACUGCUCGCAGAUGGACAUCCCGACGCUAGGCAAGAUGCAGAACCUCAUGCGAAAGCUCAACAACUCGGCGCCAGGUCCAGACGGUAUCCCGUGCACGGCCUGGAAGCGCAUGCCCUCCUCGGCGCAGGUCUUGCUCCAGGUGGCGCUCGAGGUUAUGAAAGGUAACCCUGUUCCGUUGGACUUCAGCGACUCGCUCGUGAUAUUCACUCCGAAAGGAUCGGAGCCUGAUGAUGGGCUCACCGCUACGAGACUGGCCAAGGUUACGAGACCCCUCUCCCUGAAGAACACGGACUGCAAGAUAGUGGCUGCCACGGGCAACGAGUUGAUGAAGCCGAUUGUCGCGAAAGGUGCCCAUGGUGCGCAGAAAGGCUUCCUCCCGGAGCGACGCUUCAUAGAACGCGCGGUGGCGAUGGAUGCACAGUCCCGCAUUGUGGCCAUGCAAGACGACCCGACGGACAAGGGCCCGCUGAUGGUGCUCUACGACUUCGGCGACGCGUUCCCGUCAAUAUGCAG
Molecule: messenger RNA, 2662 nt
Organism: Prorocentrum cordatum
Lineage: Eukaryota; Dinophyceae; Prorocentrales; Prorocentraceae
Source: the annotation of a GenBank genome assembly